Molecule: messenger RNA, 3882 nt
Organism: Nelumbo nucifera (sacred lotus)
Lineage: Eukaryota; Viridiplantae; Streptophyta; Magnoliopsida; Proteales; Nelumbonaceae
Source: RefSeq, a predicted model, not a curated record
GUAGGUUGCUUGAAUGGGGCUCGGUUUGCAGGAUUAGGUCUUAUAGUGCUUCUUCACGGUUUUGGUGUGAAACCAUCACCAAAGGUGAAUUUGGUUGAUCAAAAUACCUCAGAUGACAAGGCGAUAAGUUUCCAAGUGCUUGUAGCGUCAGUCUUGGAUGAAAGGAGCAUGGCAGCUGACGUUGAAACGCAAACCCAGAAUCAACAAAUGAAGAAUCCCCUUCAAUAUCAACCUUCAAACUUCGGUGUUGAGAGUUUUGUUUAGAUCCUACUUGGCUGGUUCAAACAAGUAGUGGUUCUAAUACCAUGAUACUGCAGAAGAUACAAGUAAAUCGAUGUGGACAAAUAUUCCCAUAUCAAUUCUCUUGGUUUCUUCGUUGCGUAUUCUAAUUAACAAAGUGGACUUCCACCGGAGGGUUCGAUCCACUCAUAGGCAGACAUAUUUAUCUCACCUGCGGAAGAAGCAUUUAUUUGUUGACGAUCCUUGCCUUUCAACUCUUCCACCCCCUCCGUCAUCAAAACAGAAGAGGAAAAUUGCCUCUCCUCUGGUGGAAGCUGCUGUUGAUGAGUUUGUUGAUAAGAUAUUGCAGGAAUUCAUUAUAGAUUUGUGGUACUCUUCAGUCACUCCUGACAGAGAGGGUCCUGAGCAAAUACGCCUAAUAAUCACUGAGGUCAUUGGUGAAAUAUCAGCAAGGGCGAGAGAAAUCAACCUUGUCGACCUGUUAACAAGGGAUAUGGUUGACUUGAUAGGAAACCACUUGGACCUUUAUAGAAGAAACCAAUCUGCUAUUGGUAUGGAUGUUAUGGGAACACUUUCUUGUGAAGAAAGGGAAGAAAAAUUGAGACACCAUCUUAUGGCUUCCAAGGAGCUUCACCCGGCUCUGAUAUCUCCAGAGUGCGAGUAUAAGGUUCUUCAACGGCUUAUGGGAGGAGUGUUGGCUGUUGUAUUAAGUCCAACAGAGGCUCAAUGUCCUCUUGUCCGAUGCUUUAUCAGGGAACUCUUAACUAGCUUGGUAAUGCAACCUGUCAUGAACCUUGCUAGUCCCGGGUUUAUCAAUGAGUUAAUUGAACAACUUUUCCUCACCAAAGUAGAUGAUGGCAGUAAAGAGGUAAAUGAUGAUCAGUCAGCUGAUGUAACUAGUAAACACCAUGAUCAAUCUGGUGCUGUUGGAUCUACACAAGGUGGUCAAUCUACAAAGGGAAAAAUUUUAUCAACCUGUAACCAACCAGAUAUUAUGGUAUUGUCUCAAGGAAGCCACCAAGAACAAGGAAGCCCAUCCAUUAGUACUUACAUGAAUAGCCCUACCCACACGUGUAAAGAAUAUCAUAUGCACUCAUGCUCUGCAGAUCGGGCAACAGUGUUAGAGGCUGCAACUCAGAGAAGUGAAGUUAUUCCUCCUAAAAAUCUUGAGAACAUGUGGUCCAAUGGAAAUGAUUACAACAAUAAUGUUGACAAGCCUGUUAAAGCAGGAGAUUCAUCAGCACCUGCAAUGAGGCCUUCAGAAACCAGCUAUUCUGUGCCUGUGAGAAAUUCAAGCAAGGAAAUGUUAACCAACAAUCAUGAAAGUUUUGCAGGAACAGAGAAUAAAGUUAUGGUGCAGGAAAUAGAAGGAUUAAAUAUUGAUUCUCAACUAAAUGAUGGGAUUAAAAUUGGAACACAGUCAUCUCAAGAUCCAAAGAAAGGAACAUCUUUUGGGGGCGAGUAUCUUGCUGAUAAAUUGGAGCGUAAAACCAUUGCAGCUGCUAAUUGCAAGAAAAAGCAGUUCAAGCGAUCAAUUAGCACUUCUGCUUUGAAAACUCAACUCGAUAUGGAAAAAACAUUUAUGGGUGGAGGUGGAGGGUCUUUAUCUCAAAAAUUCUGCAAUCCAAAUUCUAGCUGGCAUAAAGAUAAUAUAGUUGAGAGUCCCUCUGGUAUGGUAUUCUGCAGUGAAGGGCUAGUACAUAUUCCCAAGCUCAAGUGCCAGGUCGUGGGAGCAUACUUUGAAAAGCUUGGGUCAAAAUCUUUUGCAGUUUAUUCAAUAGCUGUGACAGAUGCAGAAAAGAAUACAUGGUUUGUGAAUAGAAGAUAUAGAAACUUUGAGCGUCUGCAUCGACACCUUAAGGCCAUACCAAAUUAUACACUACAUUUGCCCCCAAAACGAUACCUUUCAUCAAGUACUACUGAUUCUAUUGUUCAUCAACGCUGCAUUAAGCUUGACAAAUAUUUGCAGGAUCUUUUGUCAAUAGCCAAUGUUGCUGAGCAGCACGAAGUGUGGGAUUUCUUAAGCGCUUCCUCAAAGAAUUAUUCUUUUGGGAAAUCUACCUCGGUAAUGAGAGAGUUGGCAGUUAAUGUGGAUGAUGCUAUGGAUGAAAUUGUGCACCAGUUUAAAGGGGUUUCAGAUGGUCUAAUGCACAUUGUUGAUUCAUCUUCAUUACCGGCUUCUCCUUUAACUGAAAGUAGGAAUAUGUCCUUGAAUGUGGAUGAUAUAAAUAAACAUUUUUCAAACAGACACAGUUCAAACUACAAUCACAUGGAAACAUCACAUUGCUUAUCUGAUAAUGAGGAAAGUGCCAAAAGCAUAGGCCAUGACCACGAGGAAAUAGAUUAUAAGUCAGAAGUUAACGUGUGGCAUUCAGACAAUGAAUUGAGCUCAAAAAGCUCCCAACUUCGAGUAAUGCAGCAUUAUGAGGACGCUAGGGGAUUAAGUCCUGAAAGAAGCCAAAGUUCAGAUGUGAAAUCUGAAAGCUUUGGGCCAGAUGGAUACCAUAUAGCUCAGACUUCAGUAACCUUUGAUUCUGUAGAGGAUCUUGUUGGACUACAAGACAAGUGGGCACCACCUAAUGUUAGUUUGCCAUUAUUGAAUUUAGUUGCUAAGAUAUUCCAGCUUGAGACAAGAGGUUGGCUAAGUAGACAGGUCUUCUGGUUUUCAAAGCAGAUUUUACAGUUGAUGAUGGAAGAUGCUAUUGAUGACUUGGUCAUUAGGCAAAUCUAUUGGCUUCAGAGAGAUGACAUUAUUGCUAAAGGGAUCCAUUGGGUUCAAGAUGUUCUUUGGCCCGAUGGCACAUUUUUCCUUAAUAAUCAAGGUGAUGACUCUCAAUUUAAUAAGAAACCAGAAUAUAGCUCAAACAAUUUAGCUGGAAAUAGGAUCUCUGAACCAGGGUCUUUUGAACUACAACUUGAGGCAACUCGUAGAGCAAGUGAUGUUGAAAAAAUGAUCCUUGAUGGAGCUCCAACUGCCUUAGUUAGUUUGAUUGGGCACAAACAGUAUAGAUGCUGUGCAAAAGACAUUUAUUAUUUCCUUCAGGCAAGCCUCUGAUAAACCUAUGCAUGGUGAACUGUCUUGUACUAAGUUCCUGUUGAUACAUAUUUUGUUCUGCUCUCCAACUUUUCAUGAAGGAGCAUGCUGUAUUUGUUGUGUACUGCAGUCUAAUAUCUGUAUGAAGCAACUUGCAUAUGGAAUGUUGGAACUGCUACUCAUUUCUGUCUUCCCUGAGCUGCACGUUCUUAUUCUGAAUAUGCAUGAGAGUAUGCAUGUUCAACCAGCAUAGGAAAGUUGAGGAUCAGUGCCAAGCCUUUUAUGCUCCGUGAAUAGCCUCUUAUCACUUUUCCAAAUGCUAAGAAGGCUCAAAGCCACAAUCUCUUCCAAGUCCGAUGCAAUCCUGUUCUGGGUUAUCCAGGCGCUAUCACUUUUAGGCCAUUUGUACAUUUGUAAUAGGGUGGAACCUAUCACAAAUGUAGGGUGCCUUCCAUCUUAUUCUAAUUGUAAAGAUAGUAUUUGGAGUCUGUACAGUAGUGUAUAACCGUUUCAACCAACACAAGAAACAUUGUUUAGCUUAGAUAUCAUAUGCUGGAUUCAAAUUGAAGCAAUAGUUCUUUUCAGUUUUCCAUCUGAAGUACGUCUAA